Molecule: messenger RNA, 369 nt
Organism: Penicillium cinerascens
Lineage: Eukaryota; Fungi; Ascomycota; Eurotiomycetes; Eurotiales; Aspergillaceae
Product: SUR7/PalI family protein
Exons: 2
Biological process (GO): endocytosis; cortical actin cytoskeleton organization; fungal-type cell wall organization
Cellular component (GO): cell cortex; plasma membrane; membrane raft
Source: RefSeq, a predicted model, not a curated record
UUUGCCGUCAUCUCGCUCUUCACUGGCCUGCUGGCGCUGUGUACACGCAUUGGCAGCUACCUGUCCGGUUUCUUCGCCUGGCUCGCCCUGACCUUCCAGGUCAUCACCACCUGUCUCAUGACCGCUGUUUUCGUCCAAGGCCGCAGCGCAUUCAGCCGCAAUGGCCAGUCCUCCCACCUCGGUGUCAAGGCAUUCGCAUUUAUGUGGACCGCCAGUGCCUGUCUGUUCCUCUCUUGCCUGAUGUACUGUCUGGGUGGUGCAGUCGGCCGAAAGGACGGCGGCUACAGUGGCCGCAAGGAGCGCCGCCGUGGUUUCUUCUCCUCAGCGCGCUCGAACAGCGUGAGGAGCAAGAAGGAAUCCUACGCGUAA